GUCUCGUGGUGCAGUUGAAGGUUCAAGCCGAGCUCAAUCCAACAUGGCAACCAGGUGGGGGAUCUGCAGCGCGGGGAAGAUCAGUCAUGACUUCGCUGUGGCUCUGAAAACUCUUCCAACUGCAGACCAUCAGAUUGUGGCCGUGGCCGCUCGGAAGGUGGAGGAUGCUCAGGAGUUUGCGACGAAGCACAACGCCUCUCGCUCGUAUGGAAGCUACGAGGAGCUGGCCAGGGAUCCCGACGUAGAUGUGGUGUACAUCGGAGUCAUCCACCCUCACCAUCUGAAGACUUGUCUGCUCUUCACCAAUGCUAAGAAGAACAUUCUGUGUGAGAAGCCGCUGGCCAUGAACACCAAGGAGGUGAAGGAGAUCCUGGACUCUGCAAAGAGGAACAAUGUCUUCCUGAUGGAGGCCGUUUGGACCCGCUUUUUUCCAGCUUCUGAGGAGAUCAGACGGCUGCUGGCCCAGGGCGAGGUGGGGGAGGUGAAGAUGGUCCGAUCCGAGUUCGCCGUGCCUCUCAUGCACGUGCCGAGGGCUGUGCAGAAGGAGCUGGGGGGAGGAGCCAUGCUGGACGUUGGUAUCUACUGCCUGCAGUUUACAUCCAUGGUGUACAACGGAGAAAAGCCUGAGAGCAUCCAAGCCAGCGGAGUCUGCUUUGAGUCAGGCGUGGACGAGACUGUCGUCGUCACCCUGAAAUACCCCGGGGGCAGAUUGGCUGUUUUCACCUGUUCAGCAGGAGUGCAGCUGCCCAAUGAAGCCAUCAUCGCAGGAACGAAGGGCAUCAUAAAGGUCCCGUACCCAAUGUGGUGCCCCACAUCGUUAGAGGUGAACGGACAGGAGAGCCAGUAUUCACUGCCAGAACCCGGCAUGCCUCUCAACUUCAUCAAUAGUACAGGGAUGCGCUAUGAGGCAGAAGAGGUUCGCCAGUGUUUGCUCAAAGGUCUGAAGGAGAGCACCAUCAUGUCCCACACCGACUCUCUUCUGCUGGCUGAGGUGGAGGAUGAGAUCAGGAGGCAGGUGGGGGUGGUGUACAGCCAGGACUGCCAAUAAAAAGCCGUCAGGAGGACUUAGGAACCGGGUUCUCCUAUAAAUAACAUUUUGUACUGUUUAUAACACUAGAAUCUAUAUUUUUGCUAAAUUCUUUACACUUCAAAUAAAAAGAUCAUCAUUCACUCUUG
Molecule: messenger RNA, 1176 nt
Organism: Oryzias melastigma (Indian medaka)
Lineage: Eukaryota; Metazoa; Chordata; Actinopteri; Beloniformes; Adrianichthyidae
Product: trans-1,2-dihydrobenzene-1,2-diol dehydrogenase
Exons: 7
Coding region: 44-1048 (334 amino acids)
Molecular function (GO): nucleotide binding
Source: RefSeq, a predicted model, not a curated record